Messenger RNA from Chiloscyllium plagiosum (whitespotted bambooshark), 2783 nucleotides. RefSeq names its product WAP, Kazal, immunoglobulin, Kunitz and NTR domain-containing protein 1-like. The record is from RefSeq and is a predicted model, not a curated record. Gene Ontology annotation, biological process: transforming growth factor beta receptor signaling pathway. NCBI's taxonomy places the organism in Eukaryota, Metazoa, Chordata, Chondrichthyes, Orectolobiformes, Hemiscylliidae. Gene Ontology annotation, molecular function: receptor antagonist activity; transforming growth factor beta binding; serine-type endopeptidase inhibitor activity.
AUGGCAUUGCUGUGGCUGCUGCUGAAGCUGCUCCCUCCCCAGUCUCCCCCUGGUGCCUCAGGAACAUGCCCAGGCAGGACGCAAUCACACGCCGAGGUACCACCACACCAAGCUGGAAGAUCAAGCCAAGACACUGCCACGGGCUCCUCCCUGCGUCCGCGGCACACCGGCGGACAUCAAGGUCUUCCUCAUGCUUUGACUCAGAUCCUGGUCAACCUGGGAUCUUGCUUGCAGACACAGCAGACAUGGGAUUGUCAGAGCUUUGAGAAGUGCUGUACGAAUGUGUGUGGCCUGAAGAGCUGUGUGGCAGCGAGGUUUGCAGAUGGCAGCUUAGCGUCCUUGGACUUACCCAAAGAGGCGACGUGUGAGAGGAUUGUGUGCACGCAGCAGGGCUCGGAGUGUGAUAUCUGGGAUGGACAGCCCAUCUGUAAGUGCAAAGACAGGUGUGAGAAGGAGCCCAAUUUCACCUGUGCCUCCGAUGGCCUGACCUACUACAAUAAAUGUUACAUGGAUGCAGAGGCGUGCAUCAGGGGCAUCAGCUUGACAGUGGUGACUUGUCGGUAUCACAUCACUUGGCCCAACACCAGCCCACAGCCUUUAGAAACCACAGUGAACCCAACAUCAACCACCUCCUUGGAAGACUCCAUCCCUCCAGCUCUCUACACCAACCCCUUCCACCAGUCCGUCUAUAUCGGAGGCACGGUGAGCUUUCACUGCGAUGUCAGUGGGCGUCCAAGGCCGGACAUCACCUGGGAGAAGCAGAGUGACUACCUGGAAAACAUCAUCAUGAGACCUGAUCAAAUGUACGCCAAUGUGGUGGUCACCAAUAUUGGCCAACUGGUUAUUUACAACACCCAGCAAGAGGAUGCAGGUAUCUAUACGUGCACCGCAAGGAACGCUGCUGGCCUCCUGAGAGCGGACUUCCCAUUGUCAGUCAUCAGACGGAAACAUUCUGGAGAGAGCACUGCCAGGAAAAUCCAGCCUUUACCAUCUGGAGAGUGCUUCAAAGAUCCAGACAAGAGGGAAUGUGGCCGUCAAUAUGUCAGGUGGUUUUAUGACCACAAGAAGGGCAGGUGCUCCACAUUCCUGUUUGGAGGCUGUGAGGGGAGCAAGAACCAGUUUGAGACCUACGAAGAGUGCCGAUUGGCUUGUAUCAACGAGUCAGUCAAUAUCUGUACCUUUCCUGCUGUGCAGGGUCCUUGCAAGAUGUGGGAGGCUCGGUGGGCCUACAACUCGCUGAUGAAGCAGUGCCACGCUUUCGUCUACGGUGGCUGCGAGGGCAACAAGAAUAACUUUGAGAGCAAGGAAGUGUGUGAGGAGACCUGCCCGUUCCCGAAAAGCCAGCAGUGCAAAGUGUGCAGACCCCGUCACAAGAUCGUGCCCAGCUUCUGCAGAAGUGACUACGCCAUUGUGGGAAGGGUGACGGAGAUUGUGGAGGAACAGGACUCUGGAGUUGCCAGAUUUACACUGGACGAGGUGCUCAAGGACGAGAAAAUGGGACUAAAGUUUUUUGAUUUCAAACAUUUGGAAGUGAUAAUGAUCAACAUGGACUGGAACUGCCCUUGUCCAAACAUUAACCUGACAGACGGACCCCUCCUUAUAAUGGGUGAUGUCUAUGAUGGAAUGGCUGUGCUGGAUGCUGAGAGCUAUGUGCGGACUGUAACUGACAAACGCAUUAAAAAGAUGUACGAAAUCAUUGAGAAAAAGACCUGCGAACUCCUACACCGCUUUCAGGAUUAAGUGCAGUGACCCAAAGAUAUUGUUACCAUGGCUGAACACAAUAGGACAUUUAUUUACAACUAGAAUUUGCAGGGGAAAGUUGACAUGGUGUUGAGCACAGAGUCACAGUUCAUGUGCAAACAGAUCAAUGCACAUUGGCAAUGCCAGUUUUACAUUAGAUGUGUAACAUUGAUACAUUUUAUUAAUGUGACAUUGCUCUGCUUCAUUGAUAUGUAGCAUUUUAAGCCACCUGACCUCCCUUGUACAUCUCAGCACAGAAUAAAAGAAGAAAAAUACAUGGAGAGAUUGCCAAUAAGCUUGGAGGUUGGGAGUAGAUAUGGGAUUUAUGGAAUAGCUGAGUCACAAUGGUUUCUUCACUUUAUUUACUCCAUUCGAUUCACUUGCUUCUCCUGCAUAACUAAGUCGCAUUGGGCUGGAUAUGUAUUAGCACUCACAACCGCUGAGCAACGCAUCUCAUUGUCCAUUCUUCAGAGGAGACGUCAAGCUGUUGGACCAUGUGGAACAUCACAAUUGAAUGCUACAUUUGAUGACCAAAUGCAUCCUCCAGUUAAAGAUGACCCAGACUCAUUUUGUCCCCAGUCUCAGGAGACUGAAGAAAAUUGCAGCAUCUGAACUGAAAAGGCAACAAAGGAUUGUAUCAAGCACCUUCCUCAUGUGUACUGCUGAGUGUGACACCAGGCAGUCCACUCAGCAACUCAACCAGCAUUGUCCAACUCACUAAUAACAAGCCACAUGCAGUUCAUUGGAAAAUUUAAACUUGGCCAAUUGUAUAAUUGUUAAGUUAAUAGGAAAUGAUUGAUGGACGCAGUCAGGGCUGUGGGAUCUCUUUGCUCAUAUUCAUGUACAGUGCAUAUGAAUUUCAACCUUUAUGUACAUUUGAUGGUGUGAUUUAAAAUGAAAGCAGAAUGUGGACAUGCUUUAUUGAUCAUUGAGAGUGCUUUACAUCCUUGGUUACUGAAUCAUGGUAGACCACAAUUAAGUGAAUUUACACAUGCGCAGACCUUCACUUCUGUCAUACAGAUGGCAUUUUCCACCAGCAUUUG